UGGCCAGCAGGGGAAGACAUACCACAAGGCGUCCGACGACGAAGACGCAGUGGGUGUAAACAAAGCAGCAUGGACGAAGCGGCCGAGCAUUAAAACGAGAUUUUGAUGCAAUGGUUGACAUGGACGCCGUGAAGGAACGACUAGCUCAUUUCGCAUUAGAAGCUCACGCUGGAUUUAACGUUGCAGAUUUGUAUUUGAACAAAUCGGUGCCGUAUGUUGACGGCCCACCCGAGCCGCUUCACUUUUACCGCCAAUGGAUUGCUCCCAACAAGCCGUGCAUUAUACGAAACGCCUUCAGUCAUUGGCCGGCGCUGUCCAGGUGGACGCCCGCGUACCUGAGGGAGAAGGUGGGCUCCAAGGUCAUCAGCGUGGCGGUGACCCCCAACGGUUACGCCGACGCCAUCAAAGACAAUCGAUUCGUGACGCCCGAGGAACGACGUAUGUGCUUUUCCUCCGUGCUCGACAUCAUCCAAGGAAAGGUGAAGGAGCGCGGCGUGUUCUACAUUCAGAAGCAGUGCUCCAACCUGCUGGAGGAGCUGCCCGAGCUGACGGCUGACAUGGAAGCGCACAUCGGCUGGAUGAGUACAGCCAUGGGAAAGUCGCCAGACGCCGUCAACUUCUGGCUCGGAGAGGCCGACGCGAUCACCUCCCUGCACAAAGAUCCUUAUGAGAACAUUUACUGCGUCAUCUCUGGACAGAAGGACUUCAUCCUGCUGCCGCCCACCGACAGACCCUUCGUCCCGUAUGGCCUAUACCAGCCUGCGGUUUACCGGCAGAAGGAAGACGGUGACUUUGAGGUGGUGGACCAGAGCGAUGGUGAAAAGGUGCGUUCGGGCGCUGGGUGGCUUGGUGGCUCCCGCAAUCUCUCUGACACUUUGGCCCGCCGCUGCGGCCAGCUGCCGUGGAUCCCCGUAGACCCGCUGGAUCCAGACCUAGAGCGCUACCCCUCGUACGCGCGAGCGCAGCCGCUCCACUGCAGCGUGAAGGCGGGAGAGAUGCUCUACCUGCCGUCCUUGUGGUUCCACCACGUGAGACAGUCGCACGGCUGCAUCGCAGUGAACUUCUGGUACGACAUGGACUUUGACAUCAAGUACAACUACUUCUCGCUCCUGGACGACAUCACAACCAUCACCUCCCAACACUGAGCUGACCGCCAGGCUGCAUUACACCGCAAAACCACACGAGAGCACCAGGAGUCCCCUCACAAUCUGAACGCUGAUUAAAGAUAAUUACUUAAUAUUAAAGUUAUAUCGGACAUUGUCAAUGUA
Syngnathus typhle (broad-nosed pipefish) is the source of this 1268-nucleotide messenger RNA. RefSeq names its product jumonji domain containing 7 (gene jmjd7). Gene Ontology annotation, molecular function: 2-oxoglutarate-dependent dioxygenase activity. Bases 111 to 1145 code for a protein of 344 amino acids. The transcript is spliced from 8 exons. The record is from RefSeq and is a predicted model, not a curated record. Lineage: Eukaryota; Metazoa; Chordata; Actinopteri; Syngnathiformes; Syngnathidae.